UCGCUCACCUUUGAACCCGGAAGCAUUUCCUCAAACACAUUUGGAGGUGAACUUCUCCCGGGGCCAAACGCGAGCGUGAUGUCCAAAAACAGGAAAAUUGCUUUCAUAUUUGGAGGAUUUGUCACGGCUGUUGCCGCUGCGUUUUACCCCAUUUUCUUCUACCCGCUGGCCCACAAAAACGAGUACAGAAAAGUCCAAAAGAUGAACCGGGCCGGAAUCGAGCAGGCUGACGUGCAGCCCGUCGGUGUGAAGAUCUGGUCUGAUCCGUUCAAGAAGUGAUUCCCGAUGGACAGAGCCGGAGAGUGCUCGGUGUGAGUGAGCCAUGGAUUUUACAUUGUAUUUUUUUUUUGUCGCGGUCAAAGAGGAUAUCCUAUGCUCAAGUGACUUUUUAACUGGUGACUGUGGAAAAAUGGGUUUAGCGCUUCUGCCUCGCAGAAAUGAGGUUCAGGGUUUGUCUCCCGUGUGGAGUUGGGACUUGCUUGUUUGUGUUUUUUGUUGGGUUCCUCCCACAUUCUAAAUGUAAGGUUCAUUGAAGACUCUAAAUUGUCCAGAGGUCUGAAUGCAACCCUCCAUAAGGAUGACUUGCCAUCUUACCCGGGUGAAGAUCAAGAGCCGCUGUCUGAACAAAACCAUUUAUUUGUAUGCAAAUAGUUUGGUCAAUGGCGUGCCUGUGCAUCCAUCAAGUAUGAAAUUAAACAACCUAGAAAAUC
This is a messenger RNA of Syngnathoides biaculeatus (alligator pipefish), 710 nucleotides long. RefSeq names its product small integral membrane protein 20 (gene smim20). The transcript is spliced from 3 exons. Bases 79 to 279 code for a protein of 66 amino acids. Gene Ontology annotation, biological process: mitochondrial respiratory chain complex IV assembly. Lineage: Eukaryota; Metazoa; Chordata; Actinopteri; Syngnathiformes; Syngnathidae. Gene Ontology annotation, cellular component: mitochondrial inner membrane. The record is from RefSeq and is a predicted model, not a curated record.